Molecule: messenger RNA, 7586 nt
Organism: Amblyraja radiata (thorny skate)
Lineage: Eukaryota; Metazoa; Chordata; Chondrichthyes; Rajiformes; Rajidae
Gene: ppp2r5d
Product: protein phosphatase 2, regulatory subunit B', delta
Exons: 16
Coding region: 102-1874 (590 amino acids)
Biological process (GO): signal transduction; protein dephosphorylation
Cellular component (GO): protein phosphatase type 2A complex; cytosol; nucleus
Molecular function (GO): protein phosphatase activator activity
Source: RefSeq, a predicted model, not a curated record
CGAGCGAGCGCGGGCGGCGGCGGCGGCGGGAGCGGGAGCAACGGCCGCGGCGCGAGCGGAUCGGGAUCGGGAUCGGGAUCGGGAUCAGGAUCAGGAUCAGGAUGCCGAACAAGAGCAAGAAGGAGAAGGAGCCCAACAAGCCCGGCAAGAGUCCCAAGAGCAGCGGCAAGGAUGGCGGGGAUAACGCGGAGGAGGCCCAACAGCAGCCGACUGCAAACAAGAGGCCCAGUAACAGUGCUCCUCCUCAAACUCAACUUAACAAAAUCAAGUAUUCUGGAGGACCACAGAUUGUAAAGAAAGAGAGACGCCAGAGUUCAUCCCGCUUCAACCUGGCAAAGAACAGGGAGUUGCAGAAACUGCCAGCACUUAAAGAUGCACAGUCUCACGAGAGAGAAGAGCUAUUUGUUCAGAAAUUACGACAAUGCUGUGUUCUCUUUGACUUUGUCACUGACCCUCUCAGUGACCUCAAAUACAAAGAGGUGAAGCGGGCAGGUUUGAAUGAGAUGGUGGAAUACAUCACACACAAUCGGGAUGUCAUCACAGAAGCUAUUUACCCAGAGGCUGUUAUUAUGUUUUCAAUAAACCUAUUCAGGACAUUGCCGCCUUCGUCUAACCCCACUGGGGCAGAAUUUGAUCCCGAGGAAGAUGAACCCACACUUGAAGCUGCUUGGCCACAUCUACAGCUCGUCUAUGAAUUUUUCCUGCGAUUCCUUGAGUGUGCUGAUUUCCAACCAAAUGUAGCAAAGAAGUAUGUAGACCAGAAGUUUGUCCUGUCGUUACUGGAAUUGUUUGAUAGCGAAGAUCCAAGGGAGAGAGAUUUCCUGAAGACAAUUCUUCACAGAAUCUAUGGCAAAUUCCUGGGCUUAAGGGCUUACAUCCGAAGACAAAUCAAUAAUAUCUUUUACAGGUUUAUUUAUGAAACUGAGCACCAUAAUGGGAUUGCAGAACUUCUAGAGAUUUUGGGCAGUAUAAUCAAUGGGUUUGCAUUACCUUUAAAGGAAGAGCAUAAAAUGUUCCUGAUCAGAGUUUUAUUGCCGUUGCAUAAGGUGAAGAGUCUCAGCGUGUACCACCCACAGCUGGCCUAUUGUGUGGUGCAGUUCCUUGAGAAAGACAGCAGCCUUACAGAGCCGGUGAUCGUAGGUUUGCUCAAGUUCUGGCCCAAAACGCACAGUCCAAAGGAAGUGAUGUUUCUGAAUGAACUGGAAGAAAUUCUGGAUGUCAUUGAACCGUCAGAGUUUGUGAAAGUAAUGGAGCCACUGUUCCGACAGCUCGCAAAAUGUGUUUCCAGCCCACACUUUCAGGUGGCAGAGCGAGCUCUAUAUUAUUGGAACAAUGAAUACAUCAUGAGUUUGAUCAGUGAUAAUGCUGCCAGAAUCCUCCCUAUAAUGUUCCCUGCACUUUACAAGAACUCCAAAAGUCACUGGAACAAGACAAUUCAUGGAUUGAUUUACAAUGCACUGAAGCUGUUCAUGGAAAUGAAUCAGAAGCUGUUUGAUGAUUGCACCCAGCAAUACAAGGCAGAGAAACAGAAGGAGAAAUUCAAAGUUAAAGAGCGCGAAGAGAUCUGGCAAAAGAUUGAACAUUUGGCCCAACAUAAUCCUCAGUUUAAUACGUAUGUUGAGCCCCCAGCUGCCAGCUCUGUGCUCUCCAUGGAGACAGAAACUCCCACAGCUGAGGGAGUUUCAGCUGAAGAUAUCCAACUGCUGAAGAAGGCUGUGGAGACUGAGGCUAUCCAGAUGAAGAAAGAUAUAAAGAAAGAGAAGAUCCUGCUGCGCCGAAAGUCAGACCUGCCCCAAGACGUGUACACUAUAAAGGCUCUGGAAGCACACAAGCGGCCUGAGGAGUUCCUCAGCUCGAACCAGGAGGCUCUCUGACGGGCAGCACCUGCACACUAGCCCUCACAAUCCCCUGGCACCAGGAUGUGAGCAGAUGCCAUCUCUCCUGUAAAGCAUAGAAUGAACUGUUGAUCAGUGUUCAUGUCAAGCUGUGUCCUUCCCUUUUGUAACCAGCUUCUCUUAUGUUUUUCUUCCUUUGCUGCUGUUUCUUGCCUCGGUCUUAGACAACAACCUUAGCACCCACCUUGGUCUACUUCUGCCCGUUGUUUAAGUGAGUUGGGUGUCUGCAGAGAAAGCAGACUCCAGGCAACUGAAAGCAGUGUGAACCAGCGCCUGCAGGUUUCUGAGAUAGUGCCUCACCUGGUACAUGUCCCGAUCCCUCCCCCCCCCAAGAGGCUCUGCGUGGGACCAAGUGACUCCGUCCGAGCCUCGGCCCUGCCUGUCCCGAGUGUUUCCACCCAGAGCCCCCCCCCGUCCCCAGUGGCUGGUGUUCCUACGCUCCUUGACCGGUUUGCUGGUUACCUCCAAGCGUUAUUGUGGCCUCAGCUGCAGCCAGUUUUCCCUAACAGGGGAAAGUUAUAUAUCAUGGAAAAUGGAAUCUGCAAAAGAAGCGGCUAGAUUGGUCCAGUUGACACUGAGUGCCUGGCAGAACUGUUGUUCCUUGCUUUCUGUUUACUUCUCUGGAUUUCCCCUCUCUAUUGUUAUUGUGGUGUAAUUCUACAGCUGGACAGAGGUGAGGCUGCCUGGCCAUUCAGGAAGGUGAAUGGUUUGACCUUCUGAUGUGUUAGUCUGGCCCUGCCGAACGCCGCACUCACUGGAAUAGCAAGCAGACAUUCCCCCAAAUACCCAAGGGUGCUGAAGCUGAUGGUUUUUGCCCACUAACUAGGCAUAGAGGUGCUUUAAAGCUAGUCUGUAGGUCUUGCCCCCCACCAAGCAAGGCAGUUCAUCUGUGAUCGGCUUGUCUGACCGUUGACUGUUUCACUUGUCAGGGUGACAGUUUCUUGACUCUCGGUGUUGGGUCCAUUUCCCUGCCACUUGUGGCUUUCCCUGCUGUGUGUUUAACCCUUUGUGCAAUCAACAGCUAUAUAACAUUCAAUGAAUGAUGGAUAUAUAAAUAUAAGCCUAAAUAGCUCAGUGCAGGAGAGUAACGCCCUUCCUGCAGUACUGUCCUGUCAUGUACCAUCCUCUUAACCAUGACUCUUGACCAACACAGAGGGUCUGGUGGGGAUCUUUAAAUGGAGCAGUCCUGAUUACGUAGCUCAUGGGUAUCAUGUCGACUCGCCAGUUUCUACAGGCACUUCUUUACCAACAAAACAAAAGCGGCUUUGGUAUUACCUGUUUAGUUUUUCUUCAUAGAUUCAUGUAAAGUAUUAAAGUGAGAAAGGCCAUUUCAGUAAAGUAACCGUGGAGCAGAAACCGGAAACUUCCUCUUUGUGCAAAAUUCCCAAGCAGGUUGUGUUUGAAAUUGCAGUUCCUGGCCAGAGGGCCAGGUCCCUUGUUGGUCAGGCACACACUGCUCUGUAGUUUCCAGAGCUCGAUGCUGUUUAUGUGUCAAGCCAAUAAAAUCCAGCCUGUGUUUUAGCUGCUGAAAAUGAAUGGGAGUUCUGGGCUCGUGUUUGUGUGGUUGUAGGUGGAGGGGAUGUGGAGCGUGUUUCUCAGCAGAAUUUGACUCUAAAUGGGUAUCCACGAUUCACUUCCCGUCCAUUAUUUUGUUCAUGUGCAGUACCUGACAGUGACUGGCUGAUGGUGGGUGGCAGUGGGAACCCCUUCUCCCAGCUUUUCCCAGUUUUGCCAGGUCACUGAAUAGCUAGCAUACACUUUUCUCAUCAGAUGUGAAAAGACCUUUCUGCAACCCAAGUAAGCCAACCCCACAAAAAGUGAUAGUCUCCCCCCCCAGUCUCAACUCCAGGAAGAUAAAUAUAUUCAUCUUUUUGGUGUGGUCUGUGGAACCUGGUGUGCUGCCGAGCCCAACCCAGCAACUCUAUCCCUGACUAACUGUGUGUUCAUCGCUCAUUCAUUGUACACAAGGUGUUCACGAUGGUGCUGUCUAUAAAAAAUAUUGUUUUGCCAGAACAUGUCCAUUUUGUCCCCAUAUUUGUUCAAGACAUUGCACUGCUCCUCAGUAACAGACACUCGGAAGCAGCUCGAGUCAACGGGUUGUAGCUGGCAGGCCCCCACUGCCUGGAGCGAGUAAUUGUGUUUGUGUUGUGAUGAGCUGGUUGCAGUGACCAUCGAGUGGCAAGCUGACAUAAUGCCGAGAACUAGCUAACUGUAAAAGUUGCUGGCAAUUGGAUGUGAUGUUAUAUUGAGCCUCAAUGCACCACUCGGAUCAUCCAAGGCACAACUAAGCACAGAGUUCAGUUUCCUGGCCGGCAUCGCCAUUUUAAACAACUGCCACAAGGGUUCAUUCUCAUCCCCUGCUCACUGGACCAUGACCUCUGCUUCCAACCCUCUGCUCACUAGACCAUGACCUCUACUUCCCAUCCACAUCAUUUGAAAAGAACAGAAAUGACCUCUAGGUUUGAAGAUGCCAAUCUAGAAGCGGAGUGGGUGGACAAGAUAGGAGAAUUUCCUUUAACAUUUCUUUUUAGGGCGUAUUCAUUGCUGGCAAGGCCAGCACUCAUUGCCCAACCUUAGCAAGAAAGUAGCCACAGCGGGUACUUACACGAAGAUGAGGUUGCAAAAUGUCUAGUAAAUGUGUACAAGGCAGACUCAUUGUGGCAGCUGCAAAUGCAAGCAGAUACUGUGGCAGGUGUGAGUGCAGGGGGUAGAGAGGUUGCAGGCAGAGAUAGUGGGUGCACGCAUUGGGAAGACAGUGCGUGUACGGGUAGCAGAUGUGAGCUAAGGCAGAAAGGAGCUUGCAGAAAUAGUAGGCACAAAGCACUUGGAUGAAGAAACCAAUAGUGUUUGGAUUGAGGGGUACAGAUGCUACAUUAAUGAAUGUUGGAGGAAGUCCCAUAAAGCUUACCCAAACUUUAGUUUAAACACCCCUGGGUUAUUGAACGAAUCUGUGGAAAGCUUGAGGUGGGCAUUUGAGGUUUCCUUCCUCCCGCACCACCAGGACCGAUCCACAAGGACCCUCUCCCAGCACAGCCGACUUGAUUAUUAUGGAUGCAUCCAGACCUGAGGAGUGGGACUGGUCUGGGGAGUGUCACUCACCUGGGGAUUGGGUCCAGUCUGGGGAGAAAUACUGAAUAGGAACGGUUUGGGGGAGAGUCACAGGGAGUGGGACAGGUCUGGGGACUGUCAUUGACAUGGGGAGUGCAAAGAGUUACUGACCCAGGCACAGAUUGUCAAUGAAUUCUCCUUACUCAUCUUGUCAUUAUAAAGUUACGGUUUAAUUCCUAUCCGACGACCGAUUGUUCAAUGUUACCCUGUCUGUACUAGAUGUUGUAACACUGCGGGUUGGAAAAUAAACCCUCUCGUCACAUCCGGUCCCUCUCCAGCCCCAUCCCACAAUGCAGGCACCCUCUUAUAUUAUCUUUUGCUUAUUUCUUAAUCAUUCCAAAGUUGGAUGCGUGCACCUGCAACAGUGCAGCUAUCUUAGGAUGCUCUGCCCAGCGGUGUUGCUGCUGUUGAUGCUGGGAAUUGGCAAGUGUGGCCGCUGCCCUUGAUGUAUGUACCUGAUUGUGAUACUGCUUGCUCUAGGCCUCUAAAGUAUCUCUGUCCCAAGUCAGUUCCUGGUGUAAAAUUUGGUUCAAGUGCUCACUUUAAAAGUAAAUGUCACUACAUUUUAAACACUGGGGAUUGUUUUCUACUUGUGUUUCAUUUUGAAUCUUUAAAAAUGUGGGUGGUUGUAUUUUGGGAGUGACUUCAUCAUCAGAAUGGAGGAGAAGGUUCAUAGAGUUAUACGGCAUGAAAACAGGCCCAACUCAUCCCAAACUAGCUAAACCCAUUUGCCUGUGCUUGGCCCAUAUCCCUCUAAACUUUUUUAUUUUCCCGUAACUGGCCAAAUGUCUUUUAAAUAUUGUAAUUUUACCUGGCUGCCUAAUUGCCCAUACAGUUUAUUCCAUAUACCCAUCACCCUUUGUGUAGAGAAAGUUCCCUCUUUAAAUCUUUCCCCUCUCACCUUAAACCUGUCCCUUCUAGUUUUAGACGCCCCUAUCCUGGGGAAGAAGACUGAUCAUUCACCUAAUCUAUGUUUCUGAUGAUGUAUACCUCUAUAAGGUUACCUUUCAACCUCCUACACUCUAAAGAAGAGCUCCAUCCUCUCCUUAUAAAUCAAGCCCACUGGAACUGGUAUAUUCUUGGUGAAUCUUAAUUGCAUCUUUUCUAACAAUGUCAUAUUUCCUAUGUGGGCACACUCCAAGUGUGAUCUCACCAACAACUUGUACAACUGCAUCAUGACGUGCCAGCUCCUGUACUCACUGCUCUGACUCAUGACGGCCAAGUUUACCCAACACUACCUUCGCACCCUACCUUACCUGUAUCACAACUUUCAAGGAACAAUGUAUUUGUAUACCUCAGUCUCUUUUCAGAAUUUUAUGGUUAACCAAGUGGAUUCUAAACUUCUCUCCACCAAUACUGCUGUUCCAUGUUUAUGGAUGCUGUCCUCCCCUGCCCCAGGUAGCCUUUUUUUCCUCCCCAAAUCCCACUGCACCAUUAGUUUGUACUGCCGCAACACACAUUGCACUGUGACUUUUGCUUUCAUAUCAUUCUGGGAUCUGCUCUCUCGCUAAGAACUGAUUUCCAGAUGUUGGCCACUUUGUAUGUCUAUCUGGGGGAUUUUCUGACACCAUUUCAAGUUGAACACUUGGCCUCCCUCUUGAGCUCUUUCCUUCCUGUUUGGUGUGCAAGUUUUGCCUUUUCCACACUAGUCACUAACCGGAACAGCAAUAGGAUUGGCUGAUUCUUAGGAAUUACUUUGAACAUGUCUGCCUACCCACUCAGAUAGUUUGACUAACUCAUUCUAUAAAAUUCUGAGCAUCAGGUUGAUCAGUUGGCAGUGAAACUGACCCCAUUACUGAGAGGUAUGGAUUAUAGCAGUCCUUUCUGCUUUAGCUAACUGAAAAUGCCAUCUGAAGAAUCCUCCCUGCUGUUACAGCAGAGCUGGUCUCAAUAAUGUUUCCUGAAGUGAUGUGUAGACUAAAGUUACUUAACUGUGGUCCCAGUGAAGUCAUUUCCCCUAAUCCUAAAUAAGAUGCUGGAAACGCUCUCAUGGAGUUUGGCAGCAUCUGUAGGAAGCAAUAGUUUAUUUGUUUUCACUGAUGUUACCUGACCUGCUGGAUGUUUUUAGCAUUUUCCCUUGGGACUGUACAUCAUUGUUGAGCUGAAGACAAGUGCUGGGAAUUAAAGUGAUGUCGUUGUGUAUUUAGAAUAAAUGGUAGGCUGGUACUUAAAAUAACUAAAAUGUAAUCCAGAGCAGUUCCAUGGAAGCCUUGCCAUUUAAACAAAUCUUGCAGUGAACGGCACAAGGGAACUGUUCCCAGGACCAAGGCAGGUAUGAUCCUGGCAUUCGGUUUGUAAGAGGCGAACAGCAGAACAGAGGGCAGAGCUUUUUAUUUCAGCACCUGAUUUGUUUUUGCAGGGGGAAGGUAGGGCUAACCAUGGCUUUGAAAAUGUAAUGAGGAAUAGAUGCAAAAGCAGUGGUGCACAUUUUCUGCCUCUGAUUUUGUUGCUCUGGGGUCCUCCAAUGACAAGGCUGGAACACUUGCAAGACAAAUAUUGGACUUUGGUAUCAUUCUUUCUCACGUGGACCACUGAGAAAAGCUGUAUCAGAAUCUUCCAGUAAUAAAAUCUAUUAAUCAUUCA